Messenger RNA from Sphaeroforma arctica JP610, 1531 nucleotides. RefSeq lists its product as hypothetical. The transcript has 6 exons. The record is from RefSeq and is a predicted model, not a curated record. The annotation marks the transcript as partial. Lineage: Eukaryota; Ichthyosporea; Ichthyophonida.
AUAUAUGACACUGACUGUACGAAUGAUCUCUGCACCAACUGCUGUGGCCAGCGCACCUGUGCGGAGGAACUGCCACAGUGCGCCGCGGGAUUCACUAGCAGCGGCGAAGUGAACUGUACCAGCAACGACUGUUCAAACUGUUGUGAUCAGCUGCCGUGCGGUAGUAAGGUGUGUGCGGCGGGACAGAACGACACGUUGGACGAGUUCUGCGAUGACAACUUUUGCUCGAACUGUUGUGCUCAGCGCAAGUGCGACGAGGUCAAGCCCUGUCCCGUUGGGUUCCUGGACACCCAGACAGAGGACUGUACCACGGACACCUGUAGCAACUGCUGUAAACCGGACAACUGUAUAGAUCACGCAUGUGCGCCAGGCUUUGAGCGCACCGACGCAACGCUAUGUACGGAUGACACGUGCUCGGGCUGUUGCAGUCAGAAGACUUGUGACGUCAACGGGGUGUGUGAGGACUACGAGGUUGCCACCGGAGAUACGAUGACUGCGCCAAUUGCUGUGUUCAGCGAUUCUGUAGUAGUGUCCGAUGCGAUAGCACAGCACACCCUAGCAAUGACACCGAGUGCACAGAUGAUAGCUACACGAAUUGGACAGGUCGCGAGCAACGAAGAGUUUUGUUCCAACGGCGAUUGCUCUGGGUGCUGUGAGCAGCUGACGUGUGCGGAUGAUGCCCCGGCCUGUACUGAUAGUCAGAGACCAGGGCUCCUUCCUUAUUGUACGGACAACCUCUGCACCAACUACUGCGACGACCUUGUCUGCCAGGAUGAGCGCCCAUGUUUGGCCGGAGAAGUCGUAUCCGACUCUGAUCCCGAGCUGCUGUGCACUGAUAGCACCUGCGACAACUGCUGCACGCAGCUCAAGUGCGACUUUGAGUGUGGCGAUGCUUUUGAGAAGGUGUCUACCGCAGACACGGACUGUGUGGACAACGAGUGCUCCAACUGCUGCCGACAGUUGACGUGUGACGAGGAUAUUGUGUGUGACGGGGGCCAAGUGGAACUCGGCGAUCAGGUCGACUGUGUCGAUGCGGUAUGUAGUAAAUGCUGUUUGCAGUUGGUGUGCGAGGACAUCAAAUGCGAACAAUUUGGCGCCGGGAUCAUCGAGAACUUCAACGACCCUGACUGUCAAGAUAUCAACUGCCACAGAUGCUGUUCGUUCAAGACAUGCGAUACUUAUAGCAGUUGCCUAACAACGGAGAAGCGCACCGAUUCGACGGAGUGCGUGUCCACAGGGUGCGAAGUGUGCUGUGAGACCAAGACUUGUAGUGCAGAUAACGUGUGUGACAGCACUAAGGGAGAGUUUGACGCGGCUGGCCAGGUGCACUGCACCGAUGCGAACUGUACCAACUGCUGAGAGGUGCUGGAGUGCGAUGAUUUCUCUACCUGCGCCCCCGGCAAAAAUUUCACCAAUGAGGAGUUCUGUGACAACAGAUUGUGCACAAAUUGCUGUGAGCAACUGAAAUGCCCGGCCACAUGCCCAGGUGUCACAAUACCAAGCGGCAACACGGACUGUUUCGAUAACGCCU